UCAGCGGCCAGUUUGAACCGAGGAACUUCAUGUGCAACGAAACACACAAGGCAACCGCGAGCUCUUUCCUCCCUCAGAGACUUUACCAAGACAUCUGAGGAAAAAGAGAAAGAAAUCGGACAUUCAUCAAUAUUGCACGUACUUUCAAAUAAAGAAAAUGGAUGACUAUCUGAAGAUAGAGAAAAUUGGUGAAGGCACAUAUGGUGUAGUGUAUAAAGGUAGGAAUAAAACCACUGGACAGGUGGUGGCCAUGAAGAAGAUCCGUUUGGAAAGUGAAGAGGAAGGAGUGCCAAGCACUGCAGUCCGAGAGAUCUCCCUCCUCAAAGAGCUCCAGCACCCCAAUGUUGUACGCCUGCUGGAUGUUCUGAUGCAGGAAUCAAAGUUGUACCUGGUUUUUGAGUUUCUGUCCAUGGAUCUGAAAAAAUACCUGGACUCCAUCCCAUCUGGCCAGUAUAUGGACCCCAUGCUGGUGAAGAGUUACCUGUAUCAGAUCCUGGAGGGCAUUCUGUUUUGCCACUCUCGGAGAGUUCUGCAUCGUGACCUAAAACCUCAGAACUUGCUGAUUGAUAAUAAAGGUGUGAUCAAGCUGGCAGAUUUUGGGCUGGCACGUGCCUUUGGAGUCCCAGUCAGGGUGUAUACACACGAGGUGGUGACAUUGUGGUACAGAGCUCCUGAGGUCUUGCUGGGAGCUUCACGCUACUCCACACCUGUAGACGUCUGGAGUAUUGGUACCAUCUUUGCUGAACUUGCAACCAAGAAACCACUCUUCCACGGAGAUUCCGAAAUCGACCAGCUUUUCAGGAUCUUCAGGACUUUGGGAACCCCUAACAAUGAGGUUUGGCCUGAAGUUGAGUCCCUGCCAGAUUACAAGAACACUUUCCCAAAGUGGAAAUCUGGGAAUCUGGCCAACACAGUAAAGAACCUGGACAAGAAUGGCAUUGACCUGCUUAUGAAAACGCUGAUUUAUGACCCUCCUAAGAGGAUUUCAGCACGGCAAGCAAUGACGCACCCAUAUUUUGAUGAUCUGGAUAAGAGCACUCUUCCCGCCAGUAACCUCAAGAUAUAGAUACACCUCAAACUUGAUGCCCCUGUUUGUGCCCACACACACAUAAUGAUGCAGUGUGAGUUUAGGGGUUGAAGUGAAUUAACUCUAUGGAGAUCUGGGAGCUGAUGUGUAAAUCCAGAAUGUUAGUGUUGGUUUGAUUCUGGAGGUGCUGAUUCGCUCCUCGAAUCUACAGAAAUGCAAUCUGAGUCCUUUGACACGCAAUAAUUAGCCUUAAGUUUGUUACUUGGGUGGUUAUCUAUUUUUGUUUGUCUGGUUUUUGUAUGUCUUUUUCCUAUCCUCUUUUAUAUGUUAUAUAAAACACCCAUUUUUGUAAAUAAAACCUAUUUUUGUGGACCUGAAGUAAAAUAUUCAAAGAAUAAACAGGUGUUCUUAAUAAAGACCACAUUGUAGGAUCCCA
This is a messenger RNA of Paramisgurnus dabryanus, 1463 nucleotides long. Lineage: Eukaryota; Metazoa; Chordata; Actinopteri; Cypriniformes; Cobitidae. The record is from RefSeq and is a predicted model, not a curated record.